Molecule: messenger RNA, 669 nt
Organism: Lathyrus sativus (Indian pea)
Lineage: Eukaryota; Viridiplantae; Streptophyta; Magnoliopsida; Fabales; Fabaceae
Source: the annotation of a GenBank genome assembly
AUGGCAGCACCAAAAGAUUCAUCUUCAUAUUUACCAGACGAAUUAUGGGAAUACAUCUUCAAAUUCCUCAACGGCGACCACCACCGCACUCUCCAGCCUCUCACCACCGUCUCCAAACAGUUCCUCUCCAUCACAAACCGUCUCCGACUCUCCCUCACAAUCACAUAUCCCACCUUACUUUUCAUUCCAAACCUCUUCCACCGCUUCCCUAACCUCACAUCCAUCGACCUCACUCUCCUACCCCAAACCCUAAACAUCGACGCUCUUCUCAUCCAAAUCGCCACAUUCCCCUACGACCUACGAUCCUUAUCCUGCAACAACAUGCCGGUGAAUGGAUUACUAGCUUUAUCCAAAACAAUGAAGAAUUUGACCUAUUUCUCAUGUUCUAGAAUGCCUUUUAUCAACAAGAAUCAUCUUCUUUUCAUUGCUUAUUGUUUCCCUUCACUCGAAGAACUCAAUCUCACUUAUCCCUCUGUUUCUAGGGUUUCUGAUUUUGUGCUGGAGGAUAAUCAAUCGGUAAGAUUUCCGAAACUCCGCAAGAUUAAUUUGUCUGGUAAUAAUAUCAAUGACAAGUUUUAUGAUCAUAUGUGGGAGUGUUGUGAGCUUCUUGAAGAGUUCGCUAUGAGUAAUUGGAAUGCGAAGAAGUUGCCAAGAGUAUAUACUGCCUAG